AUGCCCUUCACAGUGGAAAAGGAGGGCAACGAAGUGUUGGGGACAGAAGAAGAAAAACUUGCACGGAAGAGGAAAAAUGCUAGAUUGAGGCAACAGAAGAAGAGGAGUUUGGAAACCCCGGAACAAAAAUCUGCACGAAACGCAAGCAAUGCAGCACGUCAAGUCAAGAAUAGGAGUAUGAAACAAUUUAACAUGACGCCGGCAAAGACGGAAGAAGGACCGGCGCACAACCUUGGAUUGCAACACAGGCCUGACAUGUCAUUGACCAAAGACAACAAAGAACAACCGGCACGUCACAGUAUGGAGGACGAAAGAGGUGAGGUACCAGAGAGGAUGCAGAGCUUCCACCAGCUUGGAUUGCAACACAGGCCUGACAUGUCAUUGACCAAAGGCAACAAUGGCAUGGCAUGCGAUGAAUCGCUGGAUCAAGAGGGUGCACACAAGGACAUGUCAUUGACCAAAGGCAACAAUGGCAUGGCAUGCGAUGAAUCGCUGGAUCAAGAGGGUGCACACAAGGACAUGUCAUUGACCAAAGACAACAAUGGCAUGGCAUGCGAUGAAUCGCUGGAUCAAGAGGGUGCACACAAGGACAUGUCAUUGACCAAAGGCAACAAUGGCAUGGCAUGCGAUGAAUCGCUGGAUCAAGAGGGUGCACACAAGGACAUGUCAUUGACCAAAGGCAACAAUGGCAUGGCAUGCGAUGAAUCGCUGGAUCAAGAGGGUGCACACAAGGACAUGUCAUUGACCAAAGGCAACAAUGGCACUGCACGCAAGAAAAACUCAAUACGAGAAGAGCUGAUGAUCUACCCAGUGGACAUGCGGUUUCUCAAUGAAGUGGAAAAGCAGUUUGACAUAACAAGAAUGGUUGGAUCCGGAACAUUCGGGGAGGUAUAUGCGGCCUACGACAGGGUAAAUGGUCGCCGAGUAGCAAUCAAACGAUUGUUACCAUUUCACAGACUCGAUGCGUACAAGGAGGAACAAAGGUUUAUAUCGAGCUUGAAUGGAAAAUCCAACAUUGUACAGAUAGUGAAAUGUCCGCCACUGGCUCCUGAUGGGAUAAUCCUUAUCGAGGAGCAGCAGGCUUUGAUUUUUGAAUACUUGGAACAUGACAGGCCCUCGGUUUACGUCAAAGAUUUGACCAUGAGCGAGAUUGCCCACUACAUGAAGAAUUUGUUUGUUGCUUUGCGCUCUGUACAUGCCCUCGGGAUUAUACAUCGAGACAUUCCACCAUUGGACCUGCAUCUCAGCUAUGCCCGUGGUUUGAAGCAAACAUGGCGGACCUUGUCAAGCUCCCUGGGCGCGGAUGCGGGAUGCAAGGGCUGGCUGGAGGUGGAUGAGGAACAUGCGAUCUGGGACUUCCUCAACCGCUGCCUCGACAUCGAUCCUCGCACGAGAAUGACAGCAGAGGAGGCUCUGAAGCAUCCCUUCCUGGUUAGUGCUGAACCCUAA
Messenger RNA from Guillardia theta CCMP2712, 1449 nucleotides. RefSeq lists its product as hypothetical. Gene Ontology annotation, biological process: mitotic DNA damage checkpoint signaling; protein phosphorylation. NCBI's taxonomy places the organism in Eukaryota, Cryptophyceae, Pyrenomonadales, Geminigeraceae. The record is from RefSeq and is a predicted model, not a curated record. Gene Ontology annotation, cellular component: nucleus. The transcript has 2 exons. Gene Ontology annotation, molecular function: ATP binding; protein serine/threonine kinase activity. Bases 1 to 1449 code for a protein of 482 amino acids.